CAUCUUUUUGGUAUUAAAAGUUUAAGAUCUUUAAUUUUCUAUGAGGUCCUCCACUAAGCUUAUCUUCUUGGCUUCAACAAUAGCUCUCAUUUUGGUUACUGAGAGCCGAAGAACAAUACCAUCAAAAGAGCAGAUAUAUGAGCUAGAGAAACUACUCAACCAUGUAAACAAACCUGCAGUCAAAAGUUUCCACACGAAACAUGGUUAUAUAUUGGAUUGCAUAGACAUUCAAAAGCAGCUAGCCUUUGAUCAUCCUUUGCUUAAAAACCAUUCUAUUCAGUUGAAGCCUACAUCUAUACCUAGAUGGACAAGAGAUAACAACACUUCUCAAAAGUCAAGUUCCCUGCCUUUUCGACAAGAAGACGACAGACGUUGCCCACUUGGGACAGUGAUUAUUAAAAGAACUACACUUGAAGAUCUUAGAGAAAUACAUCUUUUGAAACCCUUAGGAUUCAAGUAUCCAAAAGACAAAAACUUGCUCGAUAUGACCGGUCGUCAUUUUGCGAUAGCUGAGUAUUAUAAAGAAAAUCAUGGAGCAAUGGGAAACAUUAAUAUAUGGGAUCCGCCUGUCAAACCUGAUCAAUUUAGUCUUGCAAGUAUAUCUAUCGAGAACGGCCUUAGAGACAGCUUACAAAGCAUUUCAGCUGGAUGGAUGGUGUCCCCAAAACUGAACCAGAAUCAUAGUGGCUUGUUUGCAUACUGGACCGCAGAUGGGGAUAACAAGACAGGUUGCUACAAUACAGUAUGCCCUGGGUUUGUACAAGUGAGUAGCAAAUUUGCACUUGGAACUCUUGCCAAACCGGUUUCCACUUAUGAUGGUGAACAAUAUAUCCUACAAGUCAUCAUUUUUCAGGAUCAUAUUACAGGAAAUUGGUGGUUUUUGCUAAAGGGAAACCCAAUUGGGUAUUGGCCAAGAUCAUUGUUCAAUGGUGAAGGUAUAGCUAAUGGAGCAAGUCGAGUAUUUUGGGGAGGAGAAGUUUUCAGUGCAGUGAGACAAAGAAUAAGCCCAAUCAUGGGAAGUGGACAUUUUCCACAAGAGGGUUACAGAAAAGCAGCUUUUGUGAAUGGUCUUAAAGUGAUUGAUCAUGUUUCAGAAAAGAAUACGAGUCCACCCGCGACAAAUAGAGCAAUAUUCGCAAACAGUCCACGAGCUUCAGAUUUAAUAUUAUUCGCCAACAGUCCAACUUGUUAUAAAGUCGAAACAAAAUCAGGGGUUGGUGAAUAUUGGUCUACUGCUAUCUACUUUGGAGGGCCAGGUGGAUGCACUGUUAGCUAACAAAUCUUUUAAGUAUAUUUUCUGUUUUUUUCUUGUUGUGUGUGUUAAGAAAAU
Molecule: messenger RNA, 1330 nt
Organism: Camelina sativa (false flax)
Lineage: Eukaryota; Viridiplantae; Streptophyta; Magnoliopsida; Brassicales; Brassicaceae
Product: NEP-interacting protein, putative (DUF239)
Source: RefSeq, a predicted model, not a curated record